AUGUUCCUCCGCCGCGCUGCUCCAGCGCUCGCCAAGCGCGCCGUCUUCCGCCCUACCAUCACGCGCUCCUUCGCCAUCUCCGUCCGACGAUGGGAGGAGAAGGCUGACCCAAAGAUUGGCGAGGACAGCAAGCUGCUGCAGCCUCUGGACAGCAUCAAGUCCGAACACGACCUUCUCCCACCUGGUGCCCAGCCGGGUACCAUUCCCACCGAUCUCGAGCAGGCCACCGGUCUUGAGCGAUUGGAAAUCCUCGGAAAGAUGCAGGGUGUGGAUAUCUUCGACAUGAGGCCUCUGGAUGCGAGCCGGAAAGGCACGUUGGAAGACCCUAUCAUCGUCAAGUCCUUCGGCGACGAGCAAUUCGCUGGCUGCACCGGCUACCCAGCCGACUCGCACGUUGUCAUCUGGUGUGCCAUGUCCCGCGAUCGCCCAGUCGAGCGCUGCCCCGAGUGCGGGAGCGUCUACAAGAUGGAAUACGUCGGCCCACAGGAAGAUCCCCACGGCCAUGGCCACGGACACGACGUCCACCACGACGCAGAUGGCACGCACAACUACGAGGGCGAGCCCAAGACGAUGGCGGAUUUUGUGCGACCAGAGUACCGAUAA
Zasmidium cellare ATCC 36951 is the source of this 603-nucleotide messenger RNA. RefSeq lists its product as uncharacterized. The coding region runs from base 1 to 603 and encodes 200 amino acids. NCBI's taxonomy places the organism in Eukaryota, Fungi, Ascomycota, Dothideomycetes, Mycosphaerellales, Mycosphaerellaceae. Gene Ontology annotation, biological process: mitochondrial electron transport, cytochrome c to oxygen. The record is from RefSeq and is a predicted model, not a curated record. The transcript is spliced from 4 exons. Gene Ontology annotation, cellular component: mitochondrial envelope.